This is a messenger RNA of Symbiodinium necroappetens, 1163 nucleotides long. The record is from the annotation of a GenBank genome assembly. Lineage: Eukaryota; Dinophyceae; Suessiales; Symbiodiniaceae.
GCGUCUUGCUGGACCCCACUGGUGGGCCAUGCUUCCUUGACUCGCAUAGCCUGCACUUUACGCUUCCUUGGGAAGGACGCCGGGUUUUGGUCGUGGCCUUCACACCUGGGUACAACGGACAGGACUUCGAUUUCUCUCAGCUCCGGGCUUUGGCCAUUGAGGUUUUCUGUGGCAGGGGCCGCCUUUCGGUGGCCUUGCGUGACCAAGGCUUGAGUGUGCUACCAGUUGAUCAUCGUGUUCGCUGCAACGAGCUCCAGGUCGUUCGUCUGGACCUUACAGAUGCACAAGAUGUCUCGGUGUUUUUGGAAAUGUUGUGCACGGCGAAUGUGUGCAUUGCACACUUCGGGCCACCUUGUGGGACUGCCAGCAGAGCCCGUGAACGUCCUCUGCCCCCCGAGUUGGCGCACGUUGCUUCGCCUCCAUUGCGCUCUGACGAGGAGCCUUUCGGCUUGCAGGGCCUUACGGCAUCUCAGGCAGCUCGUGUUCGCUCGGCAAACCAGCUCUAUGUCCUCACUCUUCUGUCGAUAUGGAUACUGUCCUUGCGGGGUUCCUUCGUGAGCUGUGAAAACCCCUCAUCUUCGCUCUUCUGGCGGGUGGCCGAUCUCUUGGCGCAGGAUCUUCCCGACCCGUCGGCAUGGCAUACUUUGGAAGACGUACACUUUCAUGCUUGCAUGUGGGGCUCUGACCGUGCUAAGCGCACCACCUUCCGUGCAACGCCAGGCCUUUGCAGCGGCUUGGCGGUGGAUUGCGAUGGCUCACACGAGCAUGCCUCCUGGACACCGACUGUCACAGCACAAGGCGUGGUCUUUCCUACAGCUGGCGAGGCUGAGUACCCGCGUGAGUUGGCCACGGCUUAUUCCGCUUUUGCUCUUACAGCGCUACAGGCGAAGGGCCUCAGGACCGGACAGUCCCAGCUCGCUUCAGGUGUUCUACGACCACGCGAUCUCCGCGCCUUCACAAAGAAGCGUGUUCCUCCGCUUUUGGCGGAGUACUGGCUGGUGUUGCCGGCAAGCUGCCUUCCCGCGGGGUGGCCCCACAAGGUGUUGCCCAGAUGGGCAGUCUUUCCGAAAAGGGGGGACGAGGUCAUCCUCAUAUCCGGUGAGCACGAUGUCCUGGCUCUGCAGCACUAUGCCAAUCGGCCUUCGACGCUUGUGGCCCUCAAG